AUUAAAACAAGAAGAAUAAGUAGAGGAAGUGAAACAACAACAGACGCACGCCUGCACUCACAGCCAACAUGGAGGAAACAGAGUGUGAUGAUAUUUUAGAUGAUUGGUUUAUCGAGUCCCUGAAAACGUACAAAGACCUUCAUGUGUAUCAGCUGGAACAUCCCACCCAGGUCAUCGAGUGGACGUCAGGGAAGACCGUGUGUGUCGCAGGAUUCACUUCGUCUAAGAAUGAGAUUCUGGAGCUGCGUUUGCCUCUCAAACUCUUCGCUGAUGAAAAUAAGGGUCUCUGUGCAGAACGGGACUUCAAAGUUGUCCACGGCGGCUUCACGGACGCUGCGGUUCGCUGCCUCAGACACGUCCCGGGUACCAGGUGUGUUGUUACCAACGACGGGCUGAGCUCAGACCUGCAGGUGUGGGACCUCGGAGGAGACGACAGCGAUGUGAUCAGGCGAACAGGAAGUGUGGACGGGUCGAGGGGCGUUUCAGAGGGAGGCAGCAGGAUCGCAGCUCGGCUCUCGUCGCAGCCUCAAGUUCUUCACGGAGCCGAGAGCGCCAACGUGCGGCUGACUCAGCUGACCUCGGGACAGACUGUGUACACACUGGAGACGGACUCGGCCGAUCCUCUCAGUUCUUUACAUUUUGUGAGUGACGCCGUCUUCCUCGCCGGCUGCUCUAAUGGAAACGUUUACAUCGCCGACACUCGGACGUCUGCUGCGCCUCAGCUUUCACCUCCACCGCCGUCUUCCGGUGAAUCCGUCCUCUGGUGGACAGACGCCUCCGCAGGCCCGUCCUGUUUGGAUCCGUCCAGCUGCAGGAUUGUCAGACUGUCCUCGCGUGGACAGACGGUGAUUUCAGACCUGAGGAACCCGGGAGGAGCCGUGAGUCGGGCUCAGCUGGACGUCCAAACGCGCCGCUGCAACGUGGACGAUGUCAGAGUGUCGUGGGCUCCGGCGCUGGACGACUGUAUCGCAGUGUCGGGUUUCAGUGGCGCGGUUCAGAUCUACAACACCUCAGCGUGGAGGACGGAGCUGCAGGAGGCUCAGCCGCUGUUCGAGCAUCGCGGUCACGCAGUUUCAUCGCAGUCUGACGAAGGCGUCCCCGUCUUCGUCACCUCCCACGUCUGGCAUCCUGAGCGGCCGCGGACGCUGCUGUCUGCAGCCUCGGACGGCUCUGUCCACGUGUGGGACUGGGUGGACCAAUCAGCUGCCGGCUGCUGACGGUCGAACAGGAGGAUGAAAGGAGCCGAUGUUAACCUCUGCGGUUCUGUUCUGAGUCCGGAACAUCCACUGAAAACAUAAAAAGAAAGAAGAACUCAUCAGUUUCUGAUUUAGCAGAUCAAAACUGAAGUCUGGUCUGAUGUUCCUCUGCACCGCCUCCCUUUUUCAUAAAGGGAUGAAGAGAUAAAAAUGGGAUAGAAUUUACCAUCAAACUUGUUUCUGUCUCCAAAAAAUUGUAAAACAAAAUUUAAUUUCCACAGGAUCAGAUCGGAGAACAUUUUGUCUUUAAUGGUAGGAAACAAAUAGAACUUUCUAAGAUUGCUGUUGGAUUAUAGUCGCAGCUGUUCCUGCUAACUGUUCUCAUCUAAAGCAGGUGGCUACUGUUUUAAUUACAGCACAUAUUUGUCUUGAACAUGUUCGUCACUAAUGAAGUGUUUUCACUCCAGAGGGCCGAGGAAACAGCGGCAGGAAGGUUUUAAAGACUCAGUUCACCCGAAAUCUGACAGCUGUGGUCUCACACUACAAGAUCUGUCAACCUCUACCUUUCAUCAGGAGUCAUUAAUAACAAGCACAUCAUGUUUAAUUUGGAAAGUAGCCACAACCUUAUCAUACACUCUAAAAACAAACAGUUUGCAUCAAUCAGUCAACUUCUAAUGAAAAG
This is a messenger RNA of Morone saxatilis (striped sea-bass), 1878 nucleotides long. RefSeq names its product WD repeat domain 73 (gene wdr73). The transcript has 8 exons. Gene Ontology annotation, molecular function: protein binding. The record is from RefSeq and is a predicted model, not a curated record. Gene Ontology annotation, biological process: cytoplasmic microtubule organization. Bases 69 to 1217 code for a protein of 382 amino acids. Lineage: Eukaryota; Metazoa; Chordata; Actinopteri; Moronidae. Gene Ontology annotation, cellular component: spindle pole; cytosol.